Molecule: messenger RNA, 345 nt
Organism: Peromyscus eremicus (cactus mouse)
Lineage: Eukaryota; Metazoa; Chordata; Mammalia; Rodentia; Cricetidae
Product: large ribosomal subunit protein P1-like
Exons: 1
Coding region: 1-345 (114 amino acids)
Biological process (GO): translational elongation; cytoplasmic translation
Cellular component (GO): cytosolic large ribosomal subunit; ribosome
Molecular function (GO): ribonucleoprotein complex binding; structural constituent of ribosome; protein kinase activator activity
Source: RefSeq, a predicted model, not a curated record
AUGGCCUCCGUCUCUGAGCUGGCCGGCAUCUACUCUGCCCUCAUCCUGCACGAGGACAAGAUGAGGGUCGUGGAGGACAAGAUCAGCGCCCUCAUCAAAGCAGCUGGUGUCAGUGUUGGACCUUUCUGGCCUGGCUUGUUUGCAAAGGCCCUGACCAGUGUCAGCACUGGAAGCAUCAUCUGCAACCUACGGGCUGGUGGGCCCACUCCAGCUGCUGGAGCCUCACCAGUAGGUGGUCUGGCCGUCUCCACCGCUGCUUCCCCAGCUGAGGAGAAGAAGGUGGAAGCAAAGAAGGCAGAGUUUGAGGAAUCUGAUGAUUACAUGGGCUUUGGUCUAUUUGACUAA